Molecule: messenger RNA, 1487 nt
Organism: Sus scrofa (pig)
Lineage: Eukaryota; Metazoa; Chordata; Mammalia; Artiodactyla; Suidae
Gene: CXCL8
Product: C-X-C motif chemokine ligand 8
Biological process (GO): defense response; chemotaxis; immune response
Cellular component (GO): extracellular region
Molecular function (GO): chemokine activity
Source: RefSeq, marked provisional
ACAAGUCCCCUGGGACAGCAGAGCUCACAAGCUCCUAGGACCAGAGCCAGGAAGAGACUAGAAAGAAAACAGCUCGUGUCAACAUGACUUCCAAACUGGCUGUUGCCUUCUUGGCAGUUUUCCUGCUUUCUGCAGCUCUCUGUGAGGCUGCAGUUCUGGCAAGAGUAAGUGCAGAACUUCGAUGCCAGUGCAUAAAUACGCAUUCCACACCUUUCCACCCCAAAUUUAUCAAGGAACUGAGAGUGAUUGAGAGUGGACCCCACUGUGAAAAUUCAGAAAUCAUUGUUAAGCUUGUCAAUGGAAAAGAGGUCUGCCUGGACCCCAAGGAAAAGUGGGUGCAGAAGGUUGUACAGAUAUUUUUGAAGAGAACUGAGAAGCAACAACAACAGCAGUAACAACAACAAGCAAAAACCCAUUCUCCGUGGCUCCCAAGAAUUUCUCAGUAAAGAUGCCAACACAACUUCAAUCAAAUCUACAUCUAUGCCUCAUUCCUGUGCUGGUCAGACAUAGGGUUGCCAGAGAAAUCACAGGAUGCCCAGUUAUAUUUGAAUAUUAAGUAAAACAAUGAAUUAUUUCCAGUGUCCCAUGCACGUUGUUCUAUACUAACAUUUUAAAAAUUCUUCGUUGUUUGCUGUAAAUUCAAAUUUAGCUGGAAAUCCUGUUUUGGCUUUUUGUUAUUAUAAUUAUUAAUAUUAUUAAAUCUUGCAACCCUAGGCUGCUGGCCAGCAUUCACAAGUCUCUGCUCAACUGCACCUCAGUUUCUUCUUUAUCCCCAAACUGGAGAAAAAGCUUCAGCCCCCAUCCUACCUUGAGGACAUGUGGAUGUACUUUAACUUUGAUUGACAGUCAUGUAAAAUAUUUUCAAGUGUAAUUUAUUCACUUAUUUAUUAUUUAUAUAUUUAUUUUAGUAUCAAAUAGAGUAAUGUUUGUGCAUGAAUUUGGAGAAAUGGAAAAGAAGCAUUGUUGAUAGGAUAGUCUCAUGAUAGUAGUGAAUUUCUAUUUAUUUUACAUAUUAAGUGGUGUAUUAUGGAACUAUUUUUAUCAAGGUCAUUGUAUUAUGAUCAGAGUUGCCAGAUUUGGCAAAUUGUUAAACGAACAGAAUACCCAGUUAAGUACAUUAUUAUUUAUCUGAAAUUUUAUUUGAACUAGUUAUCCUACUUUUGAAACUCCUAGUCUUGUUUUAUGACUGCAAGCUUUGUUAUGCAGUGCUGUAUUGAAUGACGUGAAUUUUAAAUUAGGACUAGUUUUUUCAAAACAGCAAAAAUUCACCAGGCAAUAUCAAUAAAGUCAUUUCUUAUUAUUUAUUCUUUAUUUUGUACAAUUAGAUUCUCAUAAUUUUAUUUAAAUUAUUGUAUGUUUUAACACCAACUUUUUUUUACCUUAAUUUGUUUUUAUGUAUUUCCAAAGAGAUUCUUUUAGUAUUUUUUAUGUUACAAAAUUGUGAGUGUAACUAUAGAACAUUUACAAUAAAAUUUAUUAUAAAAGUC